CCCACAUCAACUAUUGACUGAAAGCGAAUAAUAAUAAUAAUAAUAAAAAUUCUCAUAAUUUGAAACUUUUUUUUCUUGGAUUUUAUUGCUUGUUUAUAUUUUAAUUUUAUAACAGAUAGAUAGAUAUUAUGAUUAUGUCAUCAUUGAAUUUACCGAAAACAUUGAAAAUCAUUAAAACAAUCGGUGAAGGUACAUAUGGUCGUGUAUAUCUGAUUGAAGAGGAACGUUUUCCAAAUCAAUUAUUGGCUUUAAAAGUGAUUAAUGUUUAUGAUGAAAGUGCUAAAAUUAAAGCACAAAGAGAAAUAGAAAUACAAAGUCAAUUGAAACAUCCGAAUAUUGUUAAACUGUUAUAUUCGGAACAAAUUUUAACAAAUACAUUUCUUUAUCUUGAACAUGCAGUGAAUGGUUCGUUGUAUAAUCAUCUAAAAAUAAAUCAAUUAGGUCCAUUUGCUAGUGGUUUAAUUAAAGUAUAUGGUUGCCGAACAGUAUCAAUAAUUGGAUCCAUAUUGACCAUUACUGGAAUGUUAUUAUCCACUAUAUUCGAUCAAUCAAUCUAUUUUCAUUUCAUUACCAUUGGUUUAUUAGCCGGUUGCGGCUUGGGGCUAUUGUCCAUUACUAAACUUAUCAUCGUAACUAAUUGGUUUGAUCAAAAACUUGCAUUAGCACUUGGAAUUGCUGAAUGUGGAUCCGGUUUUGGAAUGGCUAUUUUUGCCUUUAUAACCAAUUAUUUGAUUCAAAUGUAUACUUGGAAAGGUGCCAUGAUCAUAUUAGCUGGACUUUUGUCUACAUGUUUGAUUUUUUCUGCUCUUUAUGUUGAACCCAAUUGUCCAUUACCAACAUCUAAACAUGAUAUGAAUUCUAAAUCUUUGUUUUGUCAAGUGAUAAAAGAAACGACCGAUUUCAGUCUAUUAUGGAAAAGAAAAUCAUUCUUAUUGUUUGUAUUGAAUCAAUUCUUUUUAAGUUUAGUUUUUUUUACACCAAUCAUUAUCAUCACUGAUCGUAUAAAACGCUCUGGAUUUGGUUUGUCCAGUUCAUCCAUUUAUUUUUGUUUCGGUAUUGCCAAUGGUUUUGGACGAAUAUUGUUUGGUUACAUAUCAACCAAUUUUGAUAUUGAUAAUCUUUGGCUAUUGAUUAUUGUUACCAUUGCACUUGGUGCUACCAUUUGGCUUACUAAUUUGGCUCAUUCAUUUGCUACUAUACAAUUGUUCUAUGCAUUGUUUGGAAUAUUUUUCGGUGCCAAUAUAUGUUUAACACAAGUUGUUUUGGUCGAUAUGUUGGGUACGAAUAAAAUGGCAAAUGCUUUAGGUAUUAUUUCAUUUUUUGAUGGUUUUGCAGCAUUAAUUGGACCACCAAUCAUUAGUAAGUUCAUUUAAAUCAUUAAUUAAUUAAUUUAACAUUUUGUUUAAC
Messenger RNA from Dermatophagoides pteronyssinus (European house dust mite), 1407 nucleotides. RefSeq names its product monocarboxylate transporter 12-like. The record is from RefSeq and is a predicted model, not a curated record. Gene Ontology annotation, biological process: monocarboxylic acid transport; transmembrane transport. Gene Ontology annotation, molecular function: monocarboxylic acid transmembrane transporter activity. Lineage: Eukaryota; Metazoa; Arthropoda; Arachnida; Sarcoptiformes; Pyroglyphidae.